Messenger RNA from Engraulis encrasicolus (European anchovy), 5852 nucleotides. It is a transcript of the gene ripor1, whose product is annotated as RHO family interacting cell polarization regulator 1. The transcript has 22 exons. The coding region runs from base 192 to 3704 and encodes 1170 amino acids. The record is from RefSeq and is a predicted model, not a curated record. Lineage: Eukaryota; Metazoa; Chordata; Actinopteri; Clupeiformes; Engraulidae.
GGGAGGGGAGGUGGUCAGCCUAGUGAGGGUGGAUCAGCCUGAGUGUGGUGUAAUGUGGUGGAGGAGAGGAGACUGCAGCAGUGAUCUUGUGGUUAGAGGCUCCCUGUCCUUUGAAGAGGCUCCCAGAGAGCUGAAGCGGUUUCCAGGCGGGCCAAGACGUACACAGAGGAGCUCAGUAGCCAGCAGCCAACAUGUACAGUGGAUAUGGAGGGAGCCCCUCCAGAGCAGUGUCCACCAUGUCGCUGUCCGCGCGGCCCUCGCGCCGGCUCGUCUCACGCUCCAUCACUAGGAGUCAGUCCUUCGCCGGAGUCAACUCCUCCUACGACAAACCCUACAGGUCGCUUGCGGUGUUCAGCACCCCAGGGUGUACCAGGAAGGCGUCUCAUCGAGGCAGCAGGAUGUUCACGCUCUCUACCAAGUCAGUACCUCCCAAGGUGCCUCAACCGGAGAGGCUGGAUGAAGUCUAUGAGGCGCUCAAGAGAGGCCUGCAGUCCUAUCUGCAUGUCCAUCAGAUGGAGCUGGACAGCCUGAGCCGACAAAUGAAGGAGUCCAAGAGGAACUCACGCCUGGGCUUCCUAUAUGAACUGGACAAGCAAGUGAAGGUCAUCGAGAGGUUCAUGCGAAGGCUGGAGUUCCAUCAGAGCAAGAUUGAUGAGCUCUAUGAUGGCUACUGCAUGCAGCGUCGUCUGAGGGACGGGGCUAAUAAGAUGGUGAAGGCCUACACCGCCUCCACCGGGAGCCGAGAGGCCAGGGAGAGCCUGUCAGAGGCCAACAAGGGAUUCAAAGAGUACACAGAGAAUAUGUGCAUGCUGGAGAAUGAGCUGGAAAACCAGCUCGGAGAGUUCCACAUCAAAAUGAAAGGUCUGGCGGGCUUCGCAAGGCUCUGUGCCGGAGACACGUACGAGAUCUUCAUGAAGUACGGGCGUCAGCGCUGGAAGCUGCGGGGGAGGAUAGAGAUCAACGGGAAGCAGGUCUGGGACAGCGAAGAGAUGGUCUUCCUCCCCCUCAUCACAGAGUUCCUGUCUAUUAAGGUAACGGAACUGAAGAGCCUGGCCAAUCACGUGGUGGUGGGCAGUGUGUCGUGCGAGACCAAGGACCUGUUCGCCGCGCUGCCUCAGACGGUCGCCGUGGACAUCAACGACCUUGGAACCAUCAAGCUCAGCUUAGAGGUCACAUGGAAUCCGUUCGACAAGGAUGACCAGGGGUCCUCGGCCAGCACGGUCAACAAGCCUCCGACGGUCAACAAGCGCUUCUCAACGUACAGCCAGAGCCCCCCCGACACCCCCUCCCUGCGCGAGCAGGCCUUCUAUAACAUGCUGCGUCGCCAGGAGGACAUGGAGAACGGCACAGCCUGGUCCAACUCCUCCGAGUCCUCCGACGACUCCUCCAGCCCGCAGCUGUCGGUCGGCCUGCGCCACUCGCAAUCCCACAAGCCCGUGGUGCAGCCGGAGGUGCAGGCUGCCGCCCCCGCUAUCGAGAUCGCCUUUGCCCCCCGCGACACGCACACCUCCACGCCCUCGCGCCUGCCCAACCAGAAGGUGGACGAAGAGGAGGAGGAGGAGGAGGAGGAGGAGGAGGACAAAGAGGACCAGGAAGUGGUGAAGGUGAAGGUCACUCCCGUUGUGGUGGCAACGGCGGCGGCCCCUGCCGCGUUGGACGCUGGGAAGGCGGAGGUCCCGAACGGCCACGCCCGCUACUCGCGCUCGCUCAGCCACAUCAGCGAGCACAGCGUGGACGGCGCCCUGACGGACAGGCCCAUCAGCGAAUCGGCUGAGCCGUCUGAGGUGGCUCCUGCCGCCGCAUUGGCCAGUGACGUUCCUGCGGAGGCUGCAGGGAAGGCGGAGCCUGCAGCUACUGUGGAGGCCUGCAGCAGCAGCAGUAUACCUGUACCUGUAUCUGUACCUGAGGACACACCUGAGCAGGCCGCAGGCGACAACGGCCCCCUCCAGGCCUCCUCACACCCAGAGGAGGUGAUCGCAGAGCAGGAGAAGGAGGAGGAGGAGGAGGAGGUGGAGGCCGCCUCCCUCCCCACAGCCUCCGAGGAGCAACAGCAGGAGGAGGUGCAGGAGGACGAGCUCCCCGCUGAGCCCGAGGGCAGCUCCAAGGUCGUUUCCGAGGAGACCCAGUCAGGUGACUCCCUGGCACGGACUGAGGAGCCAGCCCAGCGUGGUGAGCAGGAGGAGUCACCGCAGCAGCAGGUAGAGGCCGAGGCGGAGUUGGAACCGGAGUCCAUACUGGUGAGGGCCCACGUGGCCGUGGUGGAGGCCGAGGAGGAGCCUGGGGCUGGAGUAGAGGCCGUGUCCAGCGGCGGUGAUGCGGAGGAGGGUACGGAGGCUUUGGACGUGGCCCUGGAGGAGGCCCUGAGUGCGGCCAUCUCCUCUCUAGACGACUACCGCGGCCAGUUCCCAGAGCUGCAGAUGCUGGAACAGGAGCUGAGGCUGCUCGAACGGGCUCUGGCGGGCUGCAGUCGGAGCCGGUCGUCCAGUGUGAGCCUGACAGUAGAGACGGCUCUGGAGAGCUUUGACUUCCUCAAUACCUCCGACCUGGAGGAAGAGGAGGCGGAAGAGGAGGAGGAAGGAGAGAAGAGGAGGCCACCGGACAGUGAGCGUGUUGGCGCCCCCGAGAGGCCGGCGGAUGAAAGUGCGGGUGAGGAUGAGGGCUGUGAGGAGAGGUGCUGGGAGACCCCCUGUGGACCCCUCUCCACCGGCUCCCCAGCUCUAGACCGCACCCUGCUGGUGCACCUGAAGAACUGCAGCACACAGCUCCUGCGUCUGGGUACCUUCGGUCCUCUGCGGUGCGGUGAGAUGUAUGCUCUGGAUCGGCUCCUGAGGGAAGCGCGAGUUCUAGAACUCAUCAGACGUCUCGCCACAGACGCCACAGAUGGCCUCAGCCAACCAGAGGAGGUGGUGCCCCAGCUGGACCAGUGUCAGGGGGCGGUGUCGCUAUGGAAACGGUGCAUGGCGGCAGGCGAUGACGGGGCCGUGCACUGCACCUCCACAGAGAGCUUUCUGAGCGCGCUCAGUACCACCUACUCCUCCAGGCUGCCUGAGAGGGCCUCAAGCCUCGCUGACUCAGUGUUCCUGCGUCUGGUGGAGCGCCUGCUGGAGAGGAGGCUUCCGCGGAGGGGGGGAGGGGCGGCGCGGGAGAUGAUCACGCUGUUUCAGUUCUGGAGCUACCUGGAGGCCGAGGGGGUCAUAGACCUGGACUCACACGUCUCCGAACUGGCAGAGGAAGUAUGGCUAGUCCACUGCCUGGGUAGCGGUGAGCAGGAUGUGUUGCUGCGAGCCCUAAAGCGCCCCCCAGAGGCCAGUCUGAAGAGGGAGGGGCUGCGGGCCGUCAGCCUGUUGCUACGGGACCCCCGCGGGAAAGUCCACAGCUCCGCUAGCUCACUACUACGCAGCCUCGCAGAGCAGACGCGACACCGAGAGAGGGCACUGGUGAGCUGCCUGGAGCUGCUGGAGGAUGAGAAUGUGGAGACGCGCGUUUGUGGAUGUAAAGCCCUCGCGUGCCUAAAGGCCAAAGAGAGCAUCGAGCAGCUGGUGUACCUGUGUCGCACCGACAAGGAGGAUGUGAGGGAGGCGGCCAAGCAAGCUCUACUGGUGUUGGGUGAGGAGGGCAAGCUGGCGCAUCGGCACGUGGAGUCGUCGCAGGAUGGAGUGGCGCGCCUCUUCGCACCCGGCAGCAUGGCCAGCACCGCCUUCUGAGCGCGCUCACAGGAAGCAGAACCACUGCACCGAGAUGCACAUCCACACACAACACCCGUCUGCCCAACUGACGCCUGGAAACACCACAUGCACACACACACACACACGGGCCCUGAAAUGACAUGCGCACACAUGAACACACAUCCCUCCUGAACUAGCUGCUGUCAUCAAUCUCUGGAGACACACAGACACACACACACCAGUCUACCCAGCAAUGGCCUGGACCUCUGUAGACACACACAUACACACACACAAACCACCUUAACCAGCUGAGUCCAGGACGUCAGACAGCUAUACACACACCCAGACAGCACGCCUGAACCCAGCUGUGUCGGCCCAAUCUUGCCAAUCCCAGACACUCAGAUGGUUACACUAAUCACUACACUGUAAAAGUGUGGGCAAGACCAGACCCACCCACGGACUCAAGCCUAACUGUACUCUAUUGGCAGUCGUGUGUGUGUGUGUGUGUGUGUGUGUGUGUGUGUGUGUGUGUGCGCGCGCGCGCACGCGUGUGUGUGUGUGUGUGUGAGAGAGGCAGUGUGCUGUGGCAACCACCAUGGACCGCUAUAUAUACCCACUAUCUCCCAAUCUCAGACUAAUCAAUCAUACAUGUCUAUAUUACCCAGCUAUAACAUUAUUGUUGUGAGGGAACGUGCGAUGACUACAUUACAGCAGUCUGAUGAUGGACGGUGGAAUGUCCUGCAGAGUAUGAAGAGGGGUGAGGGUUGUAAUUGUACUGCCUUAGUAUUUGGGCCCGAUGGCGUUGCCUUUUCCUGGACACAAUACGAAGCGCAGCCUCCAGACAAGCAGCUGGUUAGGUUACCCUGGCACAGAAGACUACGCUCAAGACGAGAUGCCCACUCUCUCAAGAGGCAGCAUAACAGGGUGGAUGGGAGUGCGGGUCUACAUGCUUUGUUUUUCGUUUGAUUUCUUUUUUUUUUUUGAAACUGUGGAGGAAUGCACUUUUUGAAUGGUUGACUUUUGUGGUGAGGACAAUGACAUUGCCGAUUGCGUGGAGGGUGUGAAUGCUUGGUGCGAACGCUUGUUGAAGAAUGUUAGUAGGUAGGUGGGUGGGGGAGGGGCGUGAUGAGUAUCAAUGCAUUGGGAGUGGCAUAAGAGGAAGGACGCCACCUAGACCCCACCCCACCCCCACCAUCCCCCAAACACACCUCACGGACCAUUCCAACCUGGAGGGGGGAGGGGAGGGGGACACUAAAGCAUCACAGUGCCAUCAUUCUAUAUUGUCAAAUAUGUAUGCUUUAGAAAAUGAAACUAUAUAAAAUGAAUAUAUAUAUAUAAAUAUAUAUAUAUGGAUAUAUUCAAUUGGAAUAUGUGUUUUUCUAAAUGUGUUGUAAUUUUAGUUGAGUUGUUUUAAGUACUCAGACCACAUGCAGAUCUGUCAAGGGCCGAAGCCACAGACUCCCACUAGCUGAGACUCCUGCAUAGACCGUAUAUGAUAAUAUUAAUAGUCUAUGGACUCAAGCCACUGGCGAGAACUUUUACUGAAGAGUACUUCUGCUGUAAAGAGGCAAAGCUUAUGUUUGUUUGUUUUCUUGUUUUUGUUAUGUUCAAAGCCAGAACUGUUGUUCUGUUGUGGACUAAUGUAAGCUGUGGUGGACUUGGCCUUUCCCUAAACAGGAAGAAAACCUCUUGUGAGUGACCACGUGAUCCCUGCUGUCUGGAUCAAGCCCUGUGUGUACACUGAUAACCUCUCCCUCUCUCUUUCUUUUUCUCACUCUCUUCCCCCCUCUCUCUAGCUCUUUCCCUUUUCCACUGUGCUAUCUGCCUCGCUGACACGACAGGGAGACAGGCUCCAUGAUACAGCAUGGACGUUCGUGUGUUGCUCUGUGUUCCUCUUUUAUUUUAUAUCUUAUUUUGUCAAAUUUCCAGAUUGGCGCUUCAAAGCCUCUUCGAUGAACAAGUGCCUCAGAGUAAGGGGAGGGAUGGGGGAUGCUAAGACUUUAUUUAAGAGUUAAAUGACUGCAGUGCGAGAUGACAAACUGCAUUACAGAUUCAGUAUAUUUUCCUUAAGACUCACAGACUGUGCAGCAUUAAAGUGAUUUUUUUUCUAUAAAAUGUAUAUUGUCUGACAAGAAUCUUGCCUGGCAACAAGUGUAAAGAAAACAUUAAAAACACAUUUUAAAAAUA